Cynara cardunculus var. scolymus (artichoke) is the source of this 2141-nucleotide messenger RNA. RefSeq names its product L-type lectin-domain containing receptor kinase IX.1-like. The transcript is spliced from 2 exons. The coding region runs from base 1 to 2055 and encodes 684 amino acids. NCBI's taxonomy places the organism in Eukaryota, Viridiplantae, Streptophyta, Magnoliopsida, Asterales, Asteraceae. Gene Ontology annotation, molecular function: ATP binding; protein kinase activity; carbohydrate binding. The record is from RefSeq and is a predicted model, not a curated record. Gene Ontology annotation, biological process: protein phosphorylation. Gene Ontology annotation, cellular component: plasma membrane.
AUGCUUCCUGAUUCCGCUCUUGUUCCUGUGGAUCAUCGACUACAAUCCAGAACGUUCACCAACGGACCAUUCCUUGGAAAUCCGUCGUUGUUUCUUCUGACCCACGUGAGCUCGCUUUCAUUCAAUUUUACUAGCUUUCAACCCAACAACCAGAUGAUCGUGUACCAAGGGGAUGCGUUUGCAUCGACAGGAAUUCAAGUGACCAGGAAUCAGCUUGACCAGUCUCUCAAGAACAGCGUGGGCCGAGCUUUGUACCGGGAGCCUGUUCAAAUUUGGGACAAAAAAACCCGUAAGCUAUCAGAUUUCAACACCCAUUUUUCCUUCUCAAUGAACGCACUUAAUGCGACCAAAUAUGGUGAUGGCUUAUCUUUCUUCCUUAUGCCUUUUGAACCCGAGAUUCCUCUCCUUUCAUAUGGUGGUUUCCUUGGCUUAUUUAGUCCGGCUUCGGCUUUCAACUCCUCCAAUAAUACCGUUGUUGCAGUCGAGUUUGAUUCGUUUAUGAAUACGUGGGAUCCUAGUGACAACCAUGUUGGGAUCAAUGUGAAUUCGAUUGUCUCGGUGGCUAAUGUUUCGUGGAAUACUAGCAUCAAAGACGGAAGGAUGGCAAAUGCAUGGGUGAAUUAUAAUUCUAGUACUUAUAACCUAAGUGUGUUUCUAUCCUAUGAAGAGCAGCCAAUUUUUGUUGGGAACUCCAGCCUUUGGUACAUGAUUGAUCUAAGGGAAGUUCUACCCGAAUCGGUUCGUAUUGGGUUUUCAGCAGGAACAGGGGACUGGAUCGAAACACACACCAUUUUCUCGUGGACGUUUGAUUCCAGUUUGGAGAAAACUCGAGUGAAAAAGAAUGUAUGGUUUGUGACUGGUUUAGCUGCGGGUUCAGGCGCCUUGAGCCUUGUGGUUGGGUUCUUUUGGUUCUUUUGCUGGAAGAAGCAAUACAUUUUCCGCAAAAGAGAAGACGUGGCCACAGAAUACGACUUCGAAAAGAGCAUUGGGCCAAAGCAAUACUCGUUUCGUGAACUCAGUAAGGCCACCGAUGGGUUCUCGGAGGAACAAAAGCUUGGUGAAGGUGGGUUUGGGGGAGUUUACAAGGGUGUAUUGAGUGGUGGAAACUCACCGGUUGCGGUCAAGCGGGUCUCGAGCGGAUCAAAGCAAGGGAAGAAAGAGUAUUUGUCGGAAGUAAAGAUCAUCAGUCGAUUAAGGCACAGGAACUUGGUGCAACUUGUGGGUUGGUGCCACGAACAAGGCGAUUUUCUUCUUGUCUACGAGUAUAUGCCUAAUGGAAGCCUCGAUUCUCAUCUGUUCUACUCGAAAUCGAAGCUAAGUUCAUCGGUUAGAUACAAAAUAGCCAUGGGAGUUGCUUCUGCCUUGCUUUACCUCCAUGAAGAAUGGGAACAAUGUGUGGUGCAUCGGGAUAUCAAGUCUAGUAACAUAAUGUUGGAUUCGAGUUACAACGCAAAAUUAGGCGAUUUUGGACUUGCACGGCUUGUGGACCAUGAUCUGGGCUCUCAAACCACGGUUCUAGCCGGAACAAUGGGUUAUUUAGCCCCAGAAUGUGUCAUGACCGGCAAAGCAAGUCGAGAGUCCGAUGUUUACAGUUUCGGGGUUGUUGCACUCGAAAUUGCAUGUGGACGAAAGCCUAUCGACAUGAAGGUGGAACCCGGUAAACAAAGGUUGGUAGAAUGGGUUUGGAGUCUUUAUGGCGAAGGGAAGUUAUUUGAAGCCAUGGACGCGAGGUUAAACGGAGAAUUCGACCACCGCGAAAUGGAGUGCUUGAUGGUGGUUGGUUUGUGGUGUUGUCAUCCCGAUAGUGGCAAUCGGCCGUCGAUAAAACAAGCGAUAAGUGUGCUGAAUUUUGAAGGGUCAUUGCCUAGCCUUCCGGCGAAAGAACCCAUACCCAUCUAUUAUGCACCUCCGAUGAGUAUGUGUAGGUUCACAUAUACGUCUUCAGUUGGUGCAAGUGAGACGAGUGGGGGGAAAGGGGCCGUGAGUAGUUGUGGGUCGUAUUCAUCGGCAGGAUCCUUGAAAGGACUGUUGGAGACACGGAGCGGUGGCCCGUAACUGUAAGGCAUUAUUGGUUGGUUGAGUCGACACUGACAGACAUGCACAUGCUAACGGAAGGUGUAUAGUUACGUUUUUGGUUGACU